AUGCUGCCCCUCAGCCGCGGGCGGCCCCGCCGCUGGCAGCGCCCCCUGCUCCUCCUGUCAGCGCUGCUCUGGGCGCCGGCGCUGGUGGCUUUCAACCUGGACGAGGAGAAGCUGACGGUGUACAGCGGGCCCCCGGGCAGCUACUUUGGCUACUCGGUGGACUUCUACAUCCCCGACCCCAGCACGGUCAGUGUCCUGGUGGGAGCCCCCAAAGCCAACACCUCGCAGCCGGACAUCGUGGAAGGAGGAGCGGUGUACCACUGCGCCUGGCCCGGCGCCCGGUGCCGGCAGAUCCCCUUCGACAACACCAACAACAGGAAAAUUAAAGUCAAUGGCACCAGGGAACCUAUUGAAUUUAAGACAAAUCAGUGGUUUGGGGCAACAGUCAAAGCUCAUAAAGAGAAAGUUGUGGCUUGUGCUCCUCUGUAUCAUUGGAGAACCCUUAAAGACAGCCCUGAGAAGGACCCUGUUGGCACCUGCUAUGUAGCAAUCCAGAACUUCAGUGCCUAUGCUGAAUAUUCACCUUGUCGCAACAGCAAUGCAGAUCCUGAAGGACAAGGCUUUUGUCAAGCAGGUUUCAGCUUGGAUUUUUACAAGAAUGGAGACCUGAUAGUAGGCGGGCCCGGUAGUUUUUAUUGGCAAGGUCAGGUAAUCACAGCAAGUGUUGCAGACAUCAUUGCAAAUUAUUCCUUCAAGGAUAUUCUGAGGAAACUGGCACGAGAGAAGCAAACAGGAGUGGCACCACCCUCAUAUGAUGACAAUUACAUGGGAUACUCAGUGGCUGCUGGGGAAUUUACUGGGGAUUCUGAACAAGAGCUGGUUGCUGGAGUCCCAAGGGGUGCACAGAACUUUGGCUAUGUCUCAAUUAUUAAUUCCUCUGACCUGACCUUUAUCCAGAACUUCACUGGUGAGCAGAUGGCGUCCUAUUUUGGGUACACAGUUGCAGUAUCUGAUGUUAACAAUGAUGGUUUAGAUGAUAUCCUAGUUGGUGCUCCUCUUUUUAUGGAACGAGAAUUUGAGAGCAAGCCUAAAGAAGUUGGGCAAGUUUAUCUGUACCUGCAAGAAAGUGCAUUCCUCUUCCAAGAUGCACAAAUUCUGACAGGCACUGAAGUGUUUGGUAGAUUUGGCAGUGCAAUCACUCACCUUGGGGAUCUCAAUCAGGAUGGAUAUAAUGACAUUGCUAUUGGUGCACCAUUUGCAGGAGAAGACAGAAGAGGGAAAGUGCUCAUUUACAAUGGACACAGCAAUGGGUUAAACCCUAACCCUUCCCAGGUUCUCAAUGGAGCCUGGGCCUCUCAGUCCAUGCCUUCGGGAUUUGGCUUCACUCUGAGAGGAGACUCUGAUGUAGACAAGAAUGAUUACCCAGAUUUAAUUGUGGGUGCAUUUGGAGCUGGAAAAGCAGUUGUUUACAGAGCCAGACCUGUUGUGACAGUGAAUGCUCAUCUUAUUCUGAACCCCAUGAUUGUGAAUCCAGACAAUAAAACCUGUCAGCUCCCCAACUCUCAGCUUUUGGUGGCCUGCUUUACUGUAAGAGUCUGCGCAGAUUUUGAAGGUCAAAGUAUCUCAGAUGAGAUAGUGCUGAAAGGUGAAUUACAGUUAGAUUCAUUGAAACAGAAAGGAGCUGUUAAGAGAACCCUCUUCUUUGAUUACCAUCAGUCACAUCACUACUUCUCCAUUGUGAUAGAAAGACAGAAACAACUCCAUUGCCAGGACUUCCUUGUUUAUCUCAGAGAUGAAACAGAAUUUAGAGAUAAAUUAUCUCCUAUCAAUAUAAACUUCAAUUAUAGUUUGGAUGAGACCAGUUUUGAAGAUAGUUUCACUGUGAAGCCAAUCCUGAACUAUUACCAGAAAAACUCACUAGCAGAGCAGGCUUACAUUCUGGUUGACUGUGGGGAGGACAACUUAUGUAUUCCUGACUUGCAACUUUCUGCAGUGCCGGAUACAGAUCAGCUAAUAAUUGGAGAAGAAAACUGCGUCAUGCUCAUAAUAAAUCCAAGGAAUGAUGGGGAAGGAGCCUAUGAAGCUGAGCUACAUAUAAAGAUUCCACCCGAAGCAGAUUACACCGGGGUCGAACGCAACAACAAGGCCCUGCGUGUGUUGAGCUGUGAUUACAAGAUGGAAAAUGAAACUAGAAUGGUGGUUUGUGAUCUUGGGAACCCCAUGGUGGCUGGCGCAAACUUCUCCGCAGGCAUUCGAUUUUCUGUUCAGCAUUUUGAAAAUGCAGACUUCAGCAUCAAUUUUGAGCUGCAAAUAAAAAGUUCUAACAAGAUAAAUCCCACCAGCAACUUAGUGAACCUCCAUAUCAACAUCAGUGCUGCAGCUCAAGUACAGAUCAGAGGAGUGUCUCACCCCCCAACAAUUAUUUUGCCACUUCACAACUGGGAACCCAAAGAUGAACCUACAAAAGAAGAAGAAGUUGGUCCUUUAGUAGAACACAUCUAUGAGCUGCACAAUAUAGGACCAAGUGCCAUCAACCAUACAGUUCUCCAUGUUGGUUGGCCUGUGUCCAGUAGAGAAGAAUUUCUUCUUUAUAUUCUCCACAUUCAGACACAUGGACCAUUGCACUGUCAAACAAGCUCUCCUAUUAAUCCAAUGCAAAUAAAGUUUGCUGUUCCAGAAGACACUCCUGAACUUGCUGCUUUUUUAUAUAAUUCCACAAUUUCUCAUUACAUCAGGAGAAGGGAUGUUGCAGUGGCAGAACCUCACAGGAAAAACUCUGCAAGAAUAUUGAACUGUACAAAUGUGAAGUGUGUCCUAAUUUCAUGCACUGUGGGACAGCUGGAAAGAGGAAAGAGUGCUGCACUAAAAAUCAGGUCCCGGCUCUGGGCACAAACAUUCCUGGAGAGAAAAAAUUAUCUCUACAGUCUUUCUUCCAAUGUUUCCUUUGAAGUUAAGAGCAUGCCAUAUAAAGUGCAACCAGCAAAGCUCCCUGAGGGAAGCAUAGCAAUCAGAACAUCUGUCAUUUGGUCCACCCCAAAUGUGUCCUUUGAGAUCCCUUUGUGGGUUAUAAUACUAGCCAUUCUUCUUGGACUACUAGUACUAGCUCUGCUGACCCUAGCUUUAUGGAAGUGUGGCUUCUUUGACAGAGCUAGACCUCCUCAAGAUGACAUGGCUGACAGGCAGCAGCUGACAAAUAACAAGACUACUGAUGCAUAAAGGAAGAGAGUGACAGUUCAAGUCAGAAUCCUGCCUGAGAGACUAGAAACAUGACGAGGAUUAAAUGAAAGAUUCCUUCCAACCAGUCUUCCUUUGUACCUGCAAGUGACAUGUUGUCGAUCUGAUCUAUGCAAUGUUCUGAGAACAUGCCACAUGAUGGCCAUCCUUGCCAAAGAAAGUAACUUAUCACUGCCUUACAAACAUAUUUUCCACUGAACAGAAUGUUUAUCCCAUAUUCCAGUCAGUGUACGUUUCAGCAGAUGCUUCUGAGCACAUGUGGUAUGCUGAGAUGCUUCCAGAACAAGCCCAGAUCUCUCAAGGAGAGAAUGCCUUCAUUGCUGGAUUGGCUAGAAGAUGAAGCAGGACAAACCUUCUGAAUGCUACUGUAUCAUGCAGAGUAUCUUUGAAACCUCCCUAAGAACUUCUAUGAAAUUAUGGCUCAGGGAGACAGGCAAUAUAUCAGUACUGUGAAAGUACUUCUGAAACACAAAGGUAAUCUAUAAAUACCUUUAUAGAUGGGGCACAAUUAUUUAUUUUUCCACCUUUUUGUAAUAAGUAUCUGAUAUAAUCAUCAACAUAGAUUUUGAGAGAAGGAAAAAUAAUAGAAAUCAUGUACUUACUUUGCAUGUAAAUAGAAGAGUAAAUGCAUUGUACACCCAGAACACAACCUCCUUGGCUAUGAGGUGUUUUGCAAAGCAUAAAAUUUAUGGAACACUUUACAAGAUGAGACAUAUGAUAAGCAAGUACAUGUUGUAUCUCUUUCAGCCCAGAGCUGGCAGUAUCACAUCAAGAUAACUAAAUCCAUGCACAAUAUAGAGCAGGGAUGAGCUGCCCUGUUCUUGCUUUGCUGAUGGCUGGCAGCUGUACACUGACACAGGUUACAGACAUUUCUGAAACACUGCUUUAAAUUAUCACAGCCACACUGGUGAUAUUGAAAAGGCUUGGGGGGGGUUGGGGCUGGGGCAAAAUUUCUUGGUCUUUGCCCUGUUACUUUGUUGAAAUCCCCUCUUAAAAAAGAACACUUACUGCCAUAAUUUUUCACCUAAAGAAAUCUUUGCCUUUUUCAUUUUUCAAUCUACAAGCUGGCAGCAUCUUAAAAGUAAUGCUUUUGGCAAAGUUUAGGGCUUGAUAAAAUUAUUUUUAAAGUCUCGCAGGAAAGGGUGACAGGAUUUGUAUUUAUGCAGAAAAAUAGGAUGCCAGCCAGCCAAGCAUGAACAAAAAGAAAGAAGGAGAUUUUGAGGUAAAGAGUAAAAAUACACAGUUAGUUGCUUUUGUUUCUUUUUUUCUGGCUUUAGUAUUCCAAAGAAGGGAUGUUUCUAUCCUUUGCCUUCUAUCAGCAAAUGGUGUUUAUCUCAGCAGGGGCUCUAAGCCCCGAUCUGUGCAAAUUUUUAUGUGAAAGCUUGAGUCUUUUAGUGCUGCCUGUGAGUGUGAAAUUAGCAAUAUAGUGUAAACUUCAUGAGGAAUUGUUCAUUUUAUGAAACAUACACACCACUUGCCUUCUCCUUUUUGUUCCAAUCCGUCUCAGCUUCUCAGCUGGUAAAUGGCCUCAUCCAUUCUGCCACUUUUUAGCUCCUUUUAUACAACUGGCCUUCUGCUUCCUAAUACUUCAAGAUAGGAGUAGUUAUGAGACAUUGUCACUUCUGCCAGUCUGACAUGAGAUUUUACAGUUUUAUCAUUUCUUGUAUGCAGACUAACCUGGGAAAUCCAAGCAGGAGCUGUGUUAUAUCUUCAUAGCAAAGGCAAAUUUGCAAGAAGACCUUUAUGGAGUCUUUAGCUUAUCAGAUGCAGUGUGCCCACAAGACUUACAGGGAAAAGGAGACAUGGGCCUCUGAACACAGAGGUGAAGCACCUGUGUGCUUCACACAAGCAAGCAGCUGUGUUUCCUAGGGAUGGGGAGGCCUGACAACUUCCCAGUCCUCCAGAAAACCAUUAACAGACCCCUUCCCCCAGAUGGUUUUGAGCUGAUCCCUUGUAGAUUAGAGACAUCAGCUGAUAAAUUCCAUCACAAAGCAAGCCUGUCCCGUAUUUGCACACCUCUGUAUCCCAUACAUUCCAGGCAAAAUUAUCCUUCCAUGAAGUACAAAAAGUGAGCUUCCAGCUUUUGUAAAUAUUUAAUUGUUGUGUGUAGCAGCUUCAGAAAUAGUAUCAGCAGCUCAUUGUAAUCACAUCAUCUGCGCAACUCUGAUGAAAUAGCACCAUAAGGAGAUACUGAACAUAGGACUUCUGUAUGUGCAAUACUUUAUAUUACUUAUAUACCUGAAGCAUGUUUACACUGGUAUUUGUGGUUGUUUUUUAAACUUUUGAAUAUACUGAUAACGAUUACAAUAAAGGAAAAAAGGAAUGGGGGGGGGGGGGAAAGUAAAACAAACACUGUGAAGUUCAGUAUUUCUUGCAAUGUGUUUUCAAUCCUACAUUGCUCUGAGGAUGGGGCUAGGUGACCUAAUAAGUUCUUUGCAGUUAUAACUUCUACAGUUCACUUUUGAGAAAUUACUCUCCAUUUUAAUGAUGGGCAAAACAUGUUCAGAUACUAAAUUUAAACAAAAGAAGAACUUCAGUGACUGUUGGGCCUGGCUGGAAUCCAUUGGCUGCAGCUGUGUAAUGUCACUGGAAACCAAAUUAGAGGCACAUGAUCUGACAAACAGUUACUUUGAGCAAUACUUUGUUUUAUAUUUCUACAUCCUUGUAGAUUAAACUUCCCCCCUGGAAAUGUCUGGAGUUGUGUGUUGUCAAGGACUGUAGUCUAUUCCCAGCAUUUGUGGAUAGUUUUGGCUGCAAAUUGCAAACAGCUUUGUGAAGAUUUCUGUGUUUCAGUGCUUGCCAAGAGUGUUUAUUCCCUGGGGAGACUGCAUCCUGGAUGUGGACACUUAGCAGGCAGUUGACAUAAUCUUUCCCCCCAGUAUAUUAGUGCUGUGCUACAUGAUAACCUCUGCCACAUCCCUACACGACUGACCUUUUGUUGCAGUGAUGUCAGCUUUGUAAUGAGUUACUAAAUCCAGCUUUCUGUAAAUGUAAUUCAGCCUUAUUCUUCCCAAUGUUUGUGGUGAGCUGCUAAUUGUAGAGAACAUGGGAGGAGUUCAGAGAGCAGGAGAAACAGAAGAUUACUUAAAAAAUUAGCCUAUUAAAACUCUUUAUUGCUAUGACCACCACAGCAGUCUAGUAAACAGAGAGACAUUCUUCUUUUAUUUCCCAUGCUUAUUGCUGAAUUUGAGAAAGGCUGCCCAGUUAUUUUAUCCAUACAGCAGACUGUAUCAUAUUUUCUGUUUCAUGAAAAUUUCAGAAUUUUCAUACCAGGGAUCAGUAUAUUUUAAUAUAUUUUCCCUUACAGAUUUAAAGAUAUUUAGCAAAUACAAUUUGAAUUUUACCACAGGUUAAUUUUUUUAUUGCCACCAUUCUGUAACUCAUUUUGAGUUUUUCUAUUUCUCACAGCUUUUACAGGUUUUCCAAAUUAGACAGCUCUUGAAAACAACACUGAUUUUCUCUGUGUUUUAGCUGAGAACUUUCCCUCCAUUAGCAUGAAAGAUCUUCUGGUAGGCAUAGUUUUCAUUAACUAAAAAGCCUUUUGGGAACCCACAAAACACCUAGAAAUACACAGGAGAAAGAAAGCCCCAGCCAGCCAUGGCCUAUGGUACUCCAUUGCUGCAAGCCUUUUUUUAAUGAAAUACCAUCUGACACACUGCCUUUAGGAAUUGUUUGAGUGAGUGUUUUAUUUAUGAUUGUUGGCAAAGAUCCAUAUUAAAGUGUAGCGUAAUGGCAGUGCCUCCUAACAGUAAAAAGUCUUGAAUUCAACUCGUGCAGGCACCAUGAUGUGACACAGCAGGAAUGCUUUUAAUAUUGAAGGACUGUUCUUGUUUUGCCUGUGUGUUGUACUGGAGAGGCACUUAGCUAUUCAAGAUGCUACCCUACUGUACACAGUGACUUUUAGAAAAGAAUGGAAGUAAUUGUUCAAGUCGCUUUUCACAUGGUUUUGUUUGUUUUCAACAUGUUAUUCUACUUCACCAAUGCACUACAUUUCAUUUGGUUGUAUAUUGUUCUUUGUUUCAGCGAGGGUUUGUAAAGCAGACUUCAGGAACUCUUUCCAAAACUGGACUGUAUCAGACAGUAUUACUUUUCCAGAAGCCACUCAGGAUAACAGCAGCAGAGCAGAAUUCUGGAUGCUGUGUGAAAUGGUCAGUGCAUUACAGGGGCUAGCUUGCUUUUCAGGAGUUUACCCAAGUUAAUAUUUAGAACUGUAAUAAAAUAUCAAUGUUAGAUUCUCCAUUUCUCCUGUCAAGGAGGGCCAUGGUGUGCCCUGUUUGUCAUUGCUGUAAAAGCCAAACACCAAGCAAUUCUCACAGCAAAGCUGGGGACAGAAGGGCAUGUUUUAAACUUGCACAAGUCAAAUGUAUAACAACCAAACCAAGUGUAUGGCGAGAGCCCAACCAUCAUCUCUCUUGUGAUGUUCUCCUGGUUAUGAAGGUUAACAUUUUCCCUGCUAAAGCACUCUGCCCAUUUAUCACAGACCUGCAGCACCAGAAAAUAACCUCUGAAGCUGCAAAAAGUUUCAAAAAGUUUCCACAGAUUUCAUAGUCUUUGUAGAAAUUUUACAUUAUGAAUUUAUAAGGUAGUUCUUGGCUCUUCAGAUAGUAUAAGCUUCUCUUCAGAGCCAAGAACUACCUUAUACUAUCUGCUAUCUGUUAGCAGGCACCAGCUGACAAACCCCUCAAAUGCUGGUGCUCUAAGGAGAAAUGAAGCAUUUUUCCACAUGAUCUGCUGUCUUAACUGUUUUGCUCAACUGUUCAGUGCUUCCACCAAGACCUGUGGGGGAAGUGCAGGAUUUGGGUGUUAGCAUGCCUUUACUGUGUGCUAGGCACAGAGUAAAUUUGUGGCACAGAAGGCUUGCAGUUCAGAUAUAAAACAAAAAAAACUGAUUUUUUUUUGUUGUUGAUCUUUAAUAUUUUAAUAGCAUUUGAGAAAAGAUAGGUCAGCAUAUUAUGACCUGAUAAAGAAAAUAGAUUUAAACUAACAGUGAAGUCUCCCAGGAGACCCAGGCUUAUAUUUGGGUUAAUUUUUUUCCAUUUUAGGCUUGGAAGAGGCAUCAGGAGAUAGCUUGGGUAGAGAGCAUUCUGGGUUUGUUGUAAAACCAAAACAUUUUGUUUUAAAGAACCAGGUCUGUAAUGUUCUCCUCUGUGCCCUGUAUAUGAGAACAGCCACACCAUUAAACUAGGGAUAGGAGACAUUCACAAUUUGACUCAGUACACCAAGAAGAAACUUUCUUGUGGAGAAAGACAAAGACUAAAUUUUCUCAUGACCUAAAAUUAGGAAAGAUUUGUUUUUCUUGGGGAGAACAGGACCCCAAGGAAGCCCUGCCCUUCAAGCACCAUGGGUACAAGAAUAAACACAAGGUAGCUGCACACAAGGGACUUUCUAUCAAGCAGUUCAGGAGGCUGCAGGAUACAUUAAACAACUUAGGGAGGAGGAGAAGGCUCUAGAGGAGAAAUCAAACCUUUAAACACAUAGAUGUUAUCACAGAUCAGAAGCAACAAAAAGGAUGAUUAGUAAAAUAGAUGGAUUGGAAAUAAGGUUCAGCUACAGGAGAUGAGAAGUUGUAAACCCAGAGUAUAAUGAGAAUAAUAAUCUAAUACUGUGAUGUGAUUUUUUUUCCACAAUGGCCAACUGAUUCAUUGCUCAUGCAAAGUUUGAGGAAGACUAUUUCCCUUGUAAUUAAAUAAGGAAAGGAAAAAUAUCUGCAGCUGUGAAAGGCUUCUUGCAGUAACUGUGAAUCUCUCCCAUUCCUGAAUGAAGGGCUGCAUUCAUUGACUUUGAGAGAAGGAAGGAGGUCAUAAAGACAUGACACUUGAAGUUUUUCCAGCUUUUGGCUUCACUGCUGUUUCAGAGUGACUUCAGUAUUUGCUGAGGCACUGUGACACAUUUCACUGUAGUGGUACAGACUCUGCAAUCCAAAGGUAAUAGAAAGGCUUUUCUUUCAAACCAGUAAAAACUAAAUAUUUUGUGGAAAUUUUCUGUCUAUGCCUGGCUUACCUAGGAAACCUAAGGAGUAAAGUGGUGUUUAACUGGGAUGGUUUUAUUUAUCAAGUGUUGCUGCAUGCACUAAGAAGCUUCUCUAUACAUGUAAAAAGCUUUGGUCUUUAAAUCCAGUUUGAAGUAGUUAAACGGAAGCAAUUCUUUGCAAACAGAUGAAAGAGGCACAACUAAUUCAGCAAUAGAAUUGAAAAAUUAAUUUAAGUGGUGAAGAUGACACCUGUUUAAUUUUGACUGUAAUGAAUGCUUGAUAUUUUCAAGGUUUACUAGUUCUUUAAGUCCACAUUUAAUAUAUUUUUGUUCUAAUGAAGCACUUAGACAUUAUUAAGAGUGAUAUUUGUGUUUAGUGUAAGAUACUCACUAACAGAUCAGACAAACAAAGCAGUUACUCUCCCAAGAGGAGAAAAUGCCAAUACCAUAACAGUUUUCAGUCCUUUUGACAUAUUUGCUUUGCCUCAAAGAUUUCUGAAGCAUGUUGCUCUGCUCUGUUGAGUGCUGCUUCAUUAAUAUUAUUUGAUCAUUGGCCCCUCCGUCAACUGGUUUGGAUGGUGGAGAAUCAAUGCCAUCUCCUCUGCAUCUGCUUCUUGUUUAAAAUGCUGAGGAUAUCUCCUGUCUCAUGAACAUGUCUGCAGCUUUUCAGUAAUUCCCAUGUGAUUGAUGAGAAUAUAUUCUACUUAAUUUUGGGGGAAAGGGGUGUUUAGUCUCCACCCCACUUUUCUAAUGCCCAUAUAUACACAAAAAGUCAGCCCUGCAGUAUCUAUUACAGAUUAUUUCACUAAGCAACCAGCCAAGUCUUUGUUCUGUAAUUUAGCAGAACAAAGAAACCCUGAACUUGGCCCCCCAGCCAUUUUAAGCAAACAUCUGUGUGAAACCAUUGACUCACUGCAAUGUCUAAGAGGAAAUCUCAUAAAACGUAUUGUGGACUCCUCACUGUCAUCACUA
Molecule: messenger RNA, 10116 nt
Organism: Melospiza melodia melodia
Lineage: Eukaryota; Metazoa; Chordata; Aves; Passeriformes; Passerellidae
Gene: ITGA8
Product: integrin subunit alpha 8
Exons: 30
Coding region: 1-3156 (1051 amino acids)
Biological process (GO): cell adhesion mediated by integrin; integrin-mediated signaling pathway; cell-matrix adhesion
Cellular component (GO): external side of plasma membrane; integrin complex
Molecular function (GO): integrin binding
Source: RefSeq, a predicted model, not a curated record